Molecule: messenger RNA, 3429 nt
Organism: Daldinia decipiens
Lineage: Eukaryota; Fungi; Ascomycota; Sordariomycetes; Xylariales; Hypoxylaceae
Product: kinase-like protein
Exons: 4
Coding region: 390-2843 (817 amino acids)
Biological process (GO): peptidyl-serine phosphorylation; mRNA cis splicing, via spliceosome; peptidyl-threonine phosphorylation
Molecular function (GO): protein serine/threonine kinase activity; ATP binding
Source: RefSeq, a predicted model, not a curated record
GGCGCAGCACCUGGUAGAUCUAACAUAGCUUGUUUUAUCACUUCGUCACCACAUGCAGUCCAGACUUGAAGCGAUUCAAAAUUACCGGAUCAGGAACAUCCACUUCCAUACCCCUUCAACGGAAAGUACCUUACCCGUAAUAGCUCUUUGCUUUGACUACACGGCAUCCUGCAUACCUUGCCGGACGUUAUAUAUUACCUUCCCGUAUUCGAUAUUUUGAUCUACGAUGCGACGGAAUUGAAGAGACGCUUUGACGGUUCGGCUCAGUUCUAUGCACCUCGAAUACCGAAAUUUUUGUGGCUAACAAGUAUUCACCUUAUAUUAAGAUCGGGAAGAUCCCCGCGCUUCCUAGGCAUCUAGGCAUCGUUUCUUGAUACAGUGAGCAAAAAAUGGCAACUCCUCCCAGUUCUGACGAGGGGGAGAUUGUAGAGAAUGGCGUUGGAGAUUUGAAGGCAACUUCACUGCCUCAGUUUGAAGGAACCGGUGUUGACCGUAUCGACAGAACUCGAGCUAGAUAUUCAAAAUCAAUAUCACCCGAUAAUGUGAACGGCUCGAGAUAUGCCCCCGGCUCUUCUCGACGAAGUCGCUCUCCUCGCGGACGUAAGCGUCCCCGCGAUGAUCGUGAUUCGCAUCGUGGUAGCCGCCUAGAUUCGGAUCCGCGACGAUUUCGCGUACACUACGAGGAAAAUACCGACGGUUACCGCCGGUCGCGCUUGUCGUACGAUGACGAGGACCGCCCCCCUUCACGUUCAUCGGCGCCCAACCUCUACUAUGACGAUAGGGAUCGAGACUAUGCUACUCGUACUAAAGGGAGAGAUCGAAGCCGAGACCGUGAACGCCACCCUAGGAAGCGAAAUAGAAACCGCUCUCGUUCUCCGUAUAGACCACCGAACGAUAGAAAUCGAGAAGGCAAGUUGCGGUAUGAUGACAGCAGGCAUCAACGCGCACCAGAUCAAGACAGCGUAGGAAGUGUCAGGUCGAGCCAUCAAGGCACCCCUCGGCAUUCACAAGAUCAUGCAAAGUAUUAUGAGCGACAGGAUUCGAUAGAAACACAAGGUACUAGCAAAAAUGACACUAAACGUGCACCAGGUAGUUCGGAAAAAACUACUCUUACAGCUCCUCCAACUCAGCCCAACGAACCGGAUAAGGACUACGAAGAGAAGCCUGAAGAUAUAGAGGCGGAAUUAGAACGCCGACGCCGACGUCGUGAAGAGCUUCUCGCCAAAUCACGCGGUGCUACACCAAUGCUGGUCCAAGCUCUCCAAGCUUCCGAAAAGACGAGUGCAUCCUCACCAGGGCGGACACGAGCAAGCACACCUAUGGCCAUUGAUGGAAACACGCCCGGUUCUUUUACCUCAUCGCCGAACUCGCCAGCUCGUGUUCUUCAAGAAGGAAUGUCACCUGCUGCAAUCGAGAUUUCUAAUGAUCAAGAGCUCAUCAACAUCCAUGGUAAAUUCAAAGGUACUGAUGACGAUGGGCCUUCCGCUGCAGAUUAUGAUCCAACUGUAGAUAUGAGAGAGGAUGAAUUACGAGAUGAGCUUCGGCAUGGUCACAUUGGUCCCCACGGAGAGACGCUUCCCCCCGAAGAAAAGGCCGAAAUUGCCAUAAUAGAAGAGCCGCAAGUAGCAGAGAAGCCGAAGACCGACGAAGACGAAGACUUCGAUAUGUUCGCCGAAGAGUUCGAUGAAGAGAAGUUUGCUGCCCCCAAACCCGCUCAUCUAGACACCGCCGUAGACAACCACAAAGCCCCACUUGCUGUUAUUCAGCCCAAUGCCGGUGGCAUUCUCGAGGGAGACGAUAAAGAUGGAUACUACAAAAUCCGAAUCGGUGAGAUCAUGGACGGUCGAUACCAAGUCCAAACAACUCUAGGUAAAGGCAUGUUUUCCGGUGUCGCUCGAGCAGUCGACAUUACAAGUAAGAAGCCGGUUGCCAUUAAGAUGAUGCGGAACAACGAUGCUCUCAGAAAGGGUGGCUUUACCGAGAUUGCGAUUUUGCAAAAAUUAAACGACGCUGACCCUGAAAAUCGUAAGCACAUCGUCAAAUUCGAACGGUAUUUUGAACAUAAGGGUCACCUUUGUCUUGCAUUUGAGAACCUCAGCCUAAACUUAAGAGAGGUCUUAAGGAAGUUUGGUAAUAAUAUCGGCAUUAAUCUGGGCGCGACGCGCGCCUAUGCACAUCAGAUAUUCGUUGCUUUGGCUCAUCUUCGCAAAUGCAGUAUCAUCCAUGCUGACUUGAAGCCGGACAAUAUCUUGGUAAACGAAACUCGCAAUGUCCUCAAGAUCUGUGACUUGGGCACAGCUAUUGAUAGAUCAGACGCCGCAACCGCGAACAACGAAAUCACACCAUACCUAGUCAGUCGGUUUUAUCGAGCUCCGGAGAUCAUUCUCGGGAUGCCGUAUGAUUAUGCCGUCGACAUGUGGUCCAUAGGGUGCACCUUGUAUGAGCUUUACACCGGCAAAAUCCUAUUUACAGGUGACAGCAACAACCAGAUGCUCAAGGCCAUCAUGGAAAUCCGCGGCAAGUUUAGCACCAAGUUGUAUAAGCGUGGCCAAUUAUCUCAUAUGCAUUUUGACGACUUCGGGAAUUUCAUUAGCCUCGAGACAGAUAAAGCGCUUGGAAAGACCACCAUACGGACCCUGGCCGUUGUCAAGCCGACCCGUGAUUUGCGUACUCGCCUCCUGGCUGCCUCUGGUGGCAUGAAUGAUGUAGAGUCUAGGGAUCUCAACUACUUCAUAGACCUACUAGAAAAAUGUCUAACGCUCAACCCGGACAAAAGGAUUACUCCGUCCGAUGCACUUAAGCAUCCUUUCUUUGCGGCUAAGAUUGUUGGACCCUCAAGAUAGUGCCCUAGGGGUUUACCGCGAGGAUCUCGUUGACGUGGUGCGCGUUAACUUUAUAGGUUGUCUAUAACUCCCGGUCUCUGUCGCCGACUCCCGCGUAUCAUAAGGAUCCCUGAAUCAUCCUAGGGUAUUUUGGACUAUUCCGGUACCGUUGAGUAUGAUAAUGCGAUUUCGUUCCAAGAGGCUUCUCGUUGGCAGUAUCACGCCGGCCACGUUCCUUCAAGCGGACACACGUCGCUAGCAUUACCCUGUUCUAGUUACCUGGCCUUAGCGAUUCGGGAUUUUAGUCUAGAUGGAAACUUGACUACUAUAAUUACCAUGAGGCUAGGCGAUUCAAGCAAGGGGGGGAGAACAUAAGUUCAUAACUAGAAUUUAGGACAAAUGAAUAACCAUUCAAUUGUUGGAUCUUUACUUCUGCAUUUAGUGCUGGCUAAUAAUGUGAACCUUGAUGCAUUUUUCUUUUCAGAAUUGCAAAAGCCAACGCUCCAUCGGCGCCUGGUGACAUAGGGAAGCACGUUGGUGCUGGUCCUUAGCCUAUUCAUGCCAUGUCAAAAAAUCAUAUGUAUUUCAGCAAAUGCUUUGCAUGAAA